AUGAGUACCAUACAGAACAUCAAGAACCUCAUCAGGCAUGGACGAAAUGGCCAGAAGCAACCCGAUAUUCCUCGUGACCAGCCUACGACCAAUGUCUCGCCUGUUCACGCCCAGCAGCAAAAAUACAACCACGCCAUUAGUGAACCUCAAGUCGGCCACCAGAAGCAGCAGAACUACCAAGCCGGCGUGAACGACCCUGGACAAUACUCUGUUGCUGGCGGCGAUCAUCGAAACGUCGCUGCCCAAGCCGGCCAUGCUGCCGCUAACGCACAAGGCAAGCAUCAAAAGCUGCAAGGCAACACUCGCGCAGAGAUCGAAGCUCUUGUGGCCGAGGAGCGAGAAAAGUCCACUAAGAUGCCUCGAUACCCGGGCCUGGAACGAUUCAUCUUGGUCGAGAAAAUGGGCGAUGGCGCUUUCAGCAAUGUCUAUCGAGCAAGAGAUACCCAAACUGGACAGGAGUGCGCCAUCAAAGUCGUCCGGAAGUUCGAAAUGAACUCGAAUCAGGGCGACGCACAUCUUCAUCCGGAUUUCAAGAAGCAGCCGAAGACUGUGGAGCGAGCCAACAUCCUCAAAGAAGUCCAGAUUAUGCGGCAACUCGACCACCCCAACAUCGUUAAGCUCAUCGACUUCUCCGAAUCUCGGCAGUACUACUACAUUGUCCUCGAGUUAUGCCCAGGCGGCGAACUUUUCCAUCAAAUCGUACGGUUGACCUAUUUCAGCGAAGAUCUGAGCAGGCACGUCAUUGUACAGGUCGCCAAAGCGCUGCGAUAUCUUCACGAGGAGAGAGGCGUUGUACAUCGUGAUAUUAAGCCUGAGAAUCUACUCUUCUAUCCUGUUCCCUUCAUCCCCACCAAGAAUCCUAAGCCCCGUCAGCCCGACGAUGAAGACAAAGCUGAUGAAGGCGAAUUUGUCCCCGGCGUGGGUGCAGGUGGGAUUGGCGAGAUCAAGAUCGCCGAUUUCGGGCUCUCCAAGGUGGUCUGGGACUCGCAAACGAUGACGCCAUGUGGUACAGUCGGCUACACUGCCCCCGAAAUUGUCAAGGAUGAGCGAUACAGCAAGUCUGUGGACAUGUGGGCCCUGGGUUGUGUGCUGUAUACUCUCCUCUGCGGCUUUCCUCCAUUCUACGACGAGUCUAUCCAAGUCCUCACCGAGAAGGUUGCCCGUGGUCAGUACACCUUCCUGUCGCCCUGGUGGGACGAUAUCUCCAAGUCAGCACAAGAUCUGGUCUCUCAUCUACUCACCGUCAAUCCCGACAAACGGUAUACCAUUGACGAGUUCUUGAACCAUCCAUGGAUCCGCAAUGUUCAAGAACCUACCUAUGCCGCCGCCGACGCGCCGCCUCUUGCCACCCCUCUAGUCAUGCGACAGAAGGAAUGGGCCAUGAACAAUAAAGUCGUCGACCAGGCUCCCCAUGAUCUGGGCCUGCUAGAAGGUGUUACCCCAGGUGGUAGGAGAAUGGAUUUCCGAUCACCGGCUGCUGUCAACUUACGAGAAGUCUUUGACGUUGGCUAUGCUGUACACCGACAAGAGGAAGAAGCUAAGCGACGGAAAAACUUCAAGCAAGGAUACCGAGGAGGUGCUGCCCCUGGUCAACUUAAUCCGUUGAACGAGGAUGAUGAUUUCGAUGAAGAUGACGAAUACGAUGAUGAUAUCUCGAGCAAAGUGCCUCGGUCGCAAGCACCCAGUGAUGUUUCUGGUAUGGAGUCUAAGAUGCGCCAGACCAAUCUUUCUGGUACGCAACCUUCGGCAGCAGCUCAAGCUCGCUCAGCUGCAGCACCUGCUCGCAGCCAACAUCACCAACAAGAGCAGCGCGGAUAUGGCCAACAUAGCCCGGCCGUCGCCGCCGCCGCGAAGAAAAGUGUUGGCAAACGCAACCAGCAGCCUUUCGAAUUGAGUUUGGACAACAGUACGUUGCUUGGUCGGAGAAACAAGCACGGUGGUAUGCCAAUGCAGAUGCAGAUGCCGGGCGACAAGGGUACGAGCAAGCUCCGCGAGGAGCUCAGUGUGCGAUGA
This is a messenger RNA of Cyphellophora europaea CBS 101466, 2013 nucleotides long. RefSeq lists its product as uncharacterized. Lineage: Eukaryota; Fungi; Ascomycota; Eurotiomycetes; Chaetothyriales; Cyphellophoraceae. The transcript is spliced from 4 exons. Gene Ontology annotation, molecular function: protein kinase activity; ATP binding. The record is from RefSeq and is a predicted model, not a curated record. Gene Ontology annotation, biological process: protein phosphorylation. Bases 1 to 2013 code for a protein of 670 amino acids.